Molecule: messenger RNA, 2376 nt
Organism: Penicillium olsonii
Lineage: Eukaryota; Fungi; Ascomycota; Eurotiomycetes; Eurotiales; Aspergillaceae
Source: the annotation of a GenBank genome assembly
AUGGGCGACUUGGAAGGUGCUAUGAAUGCUUAUGAACAGGCCCUGCGUCACAACCAGUGGUCUAUCGCGGCUAUGAACGCCAUCUCCUGUAUUCUUCGCACAAAGGAACAAUUCCCCAAAGCGAUUGAGUACUUGCAAAAUAUUUUGAAGCUCGACCCGAGCAGCGGAGAGACUUGGGGUAGCUUGGGCCACUGUCAUCUGAUGAUGGAUAAUUUGCAAGAAGCAUAUACCUCUUACCAGCAAGCUCUGUACCACUUGCGCGAUCCCAAGGAACCCAAGCUUUGGUAUGGAAUUGGUAUCUUGUACGAUCGUUAUGGCUCUUUGGAUCACGCCGAGGAAGCUUUCUCACAAGUGAUGCGCAUGGCCCCCGAAUUUGAGAAGGCCAACGAGAUCUAUUUCCGUUUGGGAAUCAUAUACAAGCAACAGCAGAAGUUCAGCCAGAGCUUGGAGUGCUUUAAAUACAUCGUCAGCGAUCCCCCACGUCCUCUCACUGAAGAAGACAUUUGGUUCCAGAUUGGCCAUGUUCACGAGCAACAGAAGGAUUAUGACUCCGCGCAAUCCGCUUAUCAGCGUGUGCUCGAGAGGGAUCCCAACCACGCCAAGGUUCUGCAGCAGCUUGGCUGGCUCUACCACCAGCAAAGCCCCGGUUUCCAAAGCCAAGAGAAGGCCAUUCAGUUCUUGGAGAAGUCUGUCAAUGCUGAUAACACCGAUGCCCAAAGCUGGUACCUCCUCGGUCGCUGUUACAUGUCAUUGGCGAAAUACCCCAAGGCGUACGAAGCUUACCAGCAAGCUGUCUACCGCGACGGUCGCAACCCCACCUUCUGGUGCUCGAUCGGUGUCCUCUACUACCAGAUCAACCAGUACCGCGACGCUCUCGAUGCCUACUCUCGUGCUAUUCGCCUGAACCCCUAUAUCUCCGAAGUCUGGUAUGACCUGGGUACUCUAUAUGAAUCCUGCAACAACCAGAUCGCCGAUGCUCUGGAUGCGUACGGACGUGCCGCCGACCUCGAUCCCAGCAACGUUCACAUCAAGACUCGCUUGCAGCUCCUCCAAACUCAACUCUCCGCCGGCACUGCUGGCCAGCAGCCACCCAAUGCCCCUGCUCCCCAACCACAGGAUGUUCAUCCCCAAGCUUACCAGGCACCCGGGGUUGGUCAGCCUCCCGCGCCACAAUGGGGCGCCCCUGCCCCCAUCGGACCUGCUGCACAAGCCCCCGCUCCCCCCAGAUCGAUUCCUGACUGGAACCGUGGUAUCAACGAGCUUCAGUCUCAGCCACAGGGUCCCCCCUCGAAUGGUCUCGAGCAGCGCGAUGCGCGUCUCCCCGGUGUUCCAGGGCAGAGUCCCCGCCAGGAGCCCGGCCGGGCAUUCCCUGACCCCCGUGCCGCAGGCCGCUCGCCCAAGAUGGGUGAACCCAGCCCCUACCCACCCCCUCACACCCUUCCCCAGAUCGGAAAUGCGCCUGCCCCGGGCCACGAACGCGCGCCUAGCGGCGGCAACGCAUUCGGGGUCCCACGAGGCGGUCUUCCCCCUGGCCCUGCCGGCCCUCCUGGUGCUAACGGCGGUGGUGCUCCCCCUCCUUACCAGGGCCGUCCCUUCAGCCCUGCUCCUGAAAUCCGUCCCAUUCGCGAUGAGCGCCCUUCUUCUCCGGGAUCCGGAUACCCCCACCAACAAUUCCACCCUGGCCCCGCCCUUACUCCCCAAGUCACAGGUGGUAACUCGAUCGCCUCUGGUGCUCCGGCGCCUUCUUCUGCGGCUACCGCAGCUGAUGCCGCUGCUCGCGACCGUGAGGAUCGCCCCACUUCCGCCAUGAAGCGUGGUCGUGAAUGGGAGGCCGAUGCCGGUCCCAUCAAGAAGCUCGCAAACGACGAGAGUCGUGCCCGCCUCGAUGACCAGAGCACCCGUCGCCCCAGUCCUCCCGCCCGUCUGCCUUCUCCCGGUGAGAUGCAACGGCGCAGCUCUUCGGAAGCUCGUCGCGAGGACGCCCGUCGUGCCAACGAGAACUACCACCCUUCAGAGGCCGCUCAUCACCCUCCUACCCUUCCUUCGAUCCAAGACAUGCCUCCCCACGGCUCUAGCGGGCCUAGCCUUCCCCCCAUGACCGAAAGCUCGGCCCCCGCCUCCAACGGUCCUGCCUCAGGGCCCACCUCUGCCAACACUCCCAUCAAGGAGGAAGCACCUCGCCCCGAGGCUCCUCCCGCGCACGAGCCCCCCGCGCGGAAGAUGGAUGUCGAUGAGGAUUACGACGACGAAGUCGAAGAGGAAAAGAAGGCCGCUGCUGCUUCCAAGGGUAGUCCAAAUGGUAGCACCGCCGGCAACCCGGCCAACGGCACCAGCGUGCACCCUGGUACCCCUUCCAAGACAGAGACUUCGGCCUAA